AGCAAAUCGUGGUUGUAGCUUUACCCUGUAUUUCUUCUCCUUAAACGGAGACGUUUGCGCAGGGAACGAGACACAGUCGGCCAGGUUUUUCCCCAGCACUCGUAAGCUUCUUGGGGGACUGAACCUGGGUGACACGGGGCAGGAGUCUACCAAGGUUUUCUCGUGGGCCGUACGGGAAAAUUUUUCUUUGGAGGAGGACGAUAACCCGUUUUAAAGAGACUGCUGUGCAUCUCGCUCACUCCCAUUCUUUCCCCGUGCCCAACUGAGGUUUGUGUGGAUUCAACAGUUGAUCUACGUCUUGUUACUAGAGGACCCAGACAUGGUAACGUGAAGUUGUGGGUGCCUUUUGACUGUAAACUCCUCGCCUUUUAGAAGAGUUGGUGCUUCAAAGGCCGCGCACAGCACCGACGAGCCGUCCAGUACGGGAUCACAUCGAUAAACCUUGCCCUAAGACAACGGGAUCCGCACCGCCCACCAAACGCGUUACUGAGAGGUGAUUGGUCAGCUCUAGGGGCUUGCGUGCGCCUAAACGUAAGCGAUGAUUGGAGAAGCGGAAAUAACAGAUUGCCCUCUCCGCCACUCAGCUGCAGGCGGCAUGUUAGUUCCGGGUCGACAGUGUCUCACAUGGUGAGGAUUUGAUGACCUUCGCGAGCCUAAUGCAUUUUCCUUGAGUUAAUAUGUCUGCGCCGGGGGAGACUCUGAGACACCCUUGAGGAACAGGAGGCCAGGCUUUCCCGAGGCUUUGCCUGAGGUCCCCUGGUUAUGGCGCUUCGCUCGCGGCCCUGGAAGUUGUUCUCGGUUUGCAGAAACCCCGAGUUUGGGUGCGCAGCCCUCUCAACCGGUGGCAAACCAGCGGUGAAGCCUGACGUGGACUCUCUGGAAAAUGAAGCUGUUGCCUCAGAAUUCACCAACCGGAAUCCCCGGAAUCUGGAACUCCUAGCUUUAGCUAGGAAAGAGCGGGGUUGGGGGACAGUGUGGCCCUCCCGUGAGUUCUGGCACAGGUUACGAGUUAUAAGGACUCAACAUCAUAUUGAAGCAUUUGUUGAGCAUCGAAAUGGCCAGGUUGUAGUUUCAGCAUCCACUCAUGAAACGGCUACAAAAUGCUAUGACAGAAGGUGGUGUGGUAUUACAGGAACCUCGGAGAAUCUAUGAAUAAAAUAGCAACAUUAAUUGUUUUGAACUUGUACAAAACUUCCAGCCAUUACAGUCAUCAAAAGAGAACAUCUGGAAAAACAACCAGCUUGGAUGUUUUAUGACAAUACUGAAACAGUGGGCUAUAAAGAGCAUGUGGCCUUCUCUUUGUGGUGGUGGUGGUGUUUUAAUCAAGGGACCCUCUCUUGGACCUGAAAAAGCUAUUUGAGCAAAGUAGUAACCAAUUAUAAUUAGCUUUUGAAGGACAAAUGAAAAGUUGUUUACAAAUUUAAAAUAAAGGCCUAUUAUGAACUUUA
Molecule: messenger RNA, 1448 nt
Organism: Choloepus didactylus (southern two-toed sloth)
Lineage: Eukaryota; Metazoa; Chordata; Mammalia; Pilosa; Megalonychidae
Gene: MRPL18
Product: mitochondrial ribosomal protein L18
Exons: 4
Coding region: 763-1152 (129 amino acids)
Biological process (GO): translation
Cellular component (GO): ribosome; mitochondrion
Molecular function (GO): structural constituent of ribosome; 5S rRNA binding
Source: RefSeq, a predicted model, not a curated record